Messenger RNA from Fukomys damarensis (Damara mole-rat), 5236 nucleotides. RefSeq names its product solute carrier family 8 member A3 (gene Slc8a3). Gene Ontology annotation, cellular component: postsynapse; axon; sarcolemma. Gene Ontology annotation, biological process: cell communication; calcium ion import across plasma membrane; sodium ion transmembrane transport. Gene Ontology annotation, molecular function: calcium:sodium antiporter activity. The coding region runs from base 202 to 2985 and encodes 927 amino acids. The transcript is spliced from 9 exons. The record is from RefSeq and is a predicted model, not a curated record. NCBI's taxonomy places the organism in Eukaryota, Metazoa, Chordata, Mammalia, Rodentia, Bathyergidae.
CGAGGGCAGCGCUCGCCUUCCUCACUCCGCUCACUUGCCCACUUGGCUUGGGAGGCCGAGAGGAAACGUCUACCUGAAUGAGGCAAGAAACAGAAAGAUUCCUCUUUCCACUCAUUUGCUCCACUCGCAGUAGUUUCAGGUCUCUGGCCUGACAGGAGGACCAUUGGUGCUGUGGAGGAAGCCAGCGUCUAAGUGUUGUGUAUGGCGUGGUUAAGGUUGCAGCCUCUCACCUCUGCCUUCCUCCAUUUUGGGCUGGUUACUUUUGUGCUCUUCCUGAAUGGUCUUCGGGCAGAGGCUGGUGGCUCAAGAGAUGUGCCCAGCACAGGGCAGAACAAUGAGUCCUGCUCAGGGUCAUCAGACUGCAAAGAGGGUGUCAUCCUACCAAUCUGGUAUCCAGAGAACCCUUCCCUUGGGGACAAGAUUGCCAGGGUCAUUGUCUACUUUGUGGCCCUGAUAUACAUGUUCCUUGGGGUGUCCAUCAUUGCUGACCGCUUCAUGGCAUCUAUUGAAGUUAUCACCUCCCAAGAGAGGGAGGUGACUAUCAAAAAGCCCAAUGGAGAGACCAGCACAACUACAAUUCGAGUCUGGAAUGAAACUGUCUCCAACCUGACCCUGAUGGCCCUGGGUUCCUCUGCUCCUGAGAUUCUCCUCUCCUUAAUCGAGGUGUGUGGUCAUGGGUUCAUUGCUGGUGACCUGGGGCCUUCUACCAUCGUAGGCAGUGCAGCCUUCAACAUGUUCAUCAUCAUUGGCCUCUGCAUCUAUGUGAUCCCUGAUGGAGAGACUCGCAAGAUCAAACACUUACGGGUUUUCUUUGUCACUGCUGCUUGGAGUAUCUUUGCCUACAUCUGGCUCUAUAUGAUCCUGGCAGUCUUCUCUCCUGGUGUGGUCCAGGUUUGGGAAGGCCUCCUCACUCUCUUCUUCUUUCCAGUGUGUGUCCUUUUGGCCUGGGUGGCAGAUAAACGACUGCUCUUCUACAAAUACAUGCACAAAAAAUACCGCACAGAUAAGCACCGAGGAAUUAUCAUAGAGACAGAGGGUGAGCACCCAAAGGGCAUUGAGAUGGAUGGGAAAAUGAUGAAUUCCCACUUCCUAGAUGGAAAUCUGGUGCCCCUGGAAGGAAAGGAGGUAGAUGAGUCCCGCAGGGAGAUGAUCCGGAUUCUCAAGGACCUGAAACAAAAGCACCCAGAGAAGGACUUAGAUCAGCUGGUGGAGAUGGCCAAUUACUAUGCUCUUUCCCACCAACAGAAGAGCCGCGCCUUCUACCGAAUCCAGGCCACUCGCAUGAUGACUGGUGCAGGCAAUAUCCUGAAGAAACAUGCAGCAGAACAAGCCAAGAAAACCUCCAGCAUGAGUGAGGUACACACUGAAGAGCCUGAGGACUUCAUCUCCAAGGUCUUCUUUGACCCAUGUUCAUACCAGUGCCUGGAGAACUGUGGGGCUGUACUCCUGACAGUGGUGAGGAAAGGGGGAGAUAUGUCCAAGACAAUGUAUGUGGACUACAAAACGGAGGAUGGUUCUGCCAAUGCAGGGGCUGAUUAUGAGUUCACGGAGGGUACUGUGGUCCUGAAACCAGGAGAGACCCAGAAGGAAUUCUCCGUGGGGAUCAUUGAUGAUGACAUUUUUGAGGAGGAUGAACACUUCUUUGUGCGGCUAAGCAAUGUCCGCAUAGAAGAGGAGCAACCGGAGGAAGGAAUGCCUCCAAUACUCAACAAUCUUCCCUUGCCUCGGGCUGUCCUGGUACCUCCGUGUUUGGCCACAGUGACUAUCUUGGAUGAUGACCACGCAGGCAUCUUCACUUUUGAAUGUGAUACCAUUCGUGUCAGUGAAAGUAUCGGCAUUAUGGAGGUCAAGGUUCUGCGGACAUCAGGAGCCCGGGGCACAGUUAUUGUCCCCUUUAGGACAAUAGAAGGGACAGCCAAGGGUGGCGGAGAGGACUUCGAAGACACAUACGGGGAGUUGGAAUUCAAGAAUGAUGAAACAGUCAAAACAGUUCACAUCAAGGUAAUUGAUGAUGAGGAGUAUAAGAAAAACAAGAAUUACUUCAUUGAGAUGAUGGGCCCCCGCAUGGUGGAUAUGAGUUUUCAGAAAGCGCUCCUGUUAUCUCCAGAAGUUACAGACAGGAAGCUGACUGUGGAGGAAGAGGAGGCCAAGAGGAUAGCAGAAAUGGGAAAGCCAGUAUUGGGUGAACACCCCAAACUAGAGGUCAUCAUUGAAGAAUCCUAUGAGUUCAAGACUACAGUGGACAAACUGAUCAAGAAGACAAACCUGGCCAUGGUUGUAGGGACCCAUUCCUGGAGGGACCAGUUCAUGGCGGCAAUCACUGUGAGUGCAGCAGGGGAUGAGGAUGAAGAUGAAUCAGGGGAGGAGAGGCUGCCAUCCUGCUUUGACUAUGUCAUGCAUUUCCUGACUGUCUUCUGGAAGGUGCUGUUUGCCUGUGUGCCCCCUACAGAGUACUGCCAUGGCUGGGCCUGCUUCGUUGUCUCCAUCCUCAUCAUUGGCAUGCUCACCGCCAUCAUCGGAGACCUGGCCUCCCACUUCGGCUGCACCAUUGGUCUCAAGGAUUCCGUCACCGCUGUUGUUUUCGUAGCAUUUGGCACCUCUGUGCCAGAUACAUUUGCCAGCAAAGCUGCUGCCCUCCAGGAUGUGUACGCAGACGCCUCCAUUGGCAAUGUUACAGGCAGCAACGCCGUCAAUGUCUUCCUGGGUAUUGGCCUGGCCUGGUCCGUGGCCGCCAUCUACUGGGCCCUGCAGGGACAGGAGUUCCAUGUGUCAGCGGGCACGCUAGCCUUCUCAGUCACGCUUUUCACCAUCUUUGCAUUUGUAUGCAUCAGUGUGCUCUUGUACCGGCGACGGCCACACCUAGGCGGGGAGCUUGGUGGCCCUCGUGGUUGCAAGAUUGCCACAACGUGGCUCUUCGUGAGCCUGUGGCUCCUCUACAUACUCUUUGCCACACUGGAGGCCUAUUGCUACAUCAAGGGGUUCUGAGCCGCAGAACAAAGUCUCCAGUGGGACAGGCCUCGGACUUUUCCUAGGAGAAGGGCAUUUCCCCACCAGUGACCUUUCCAGGUUGAGCAGCCCUGGAGAGGGAACAUCAGGGCUCAAACCCCAGGAACUUCACCUGACCCUGGCAGUGCACUGGAAAAAGUCCUAAUCAGUCAGAAUGGAGGAGACAUCCACCUUCCAAAGUAUUUCCUUAAAUACAAAUCAACAGCAGCAACAAAUCCACCUCUACCCCAUCCUCCUGCACAUGUCCCAAACCCACAGCAAAGGUCAGACCCUUCUUCCUCCUAUUUUGCCUUCCAGUUGUUCCUUUGCCUCUGUUUUCUUGGGGGCAGGGCUUCUACCAUCUGUCCUAUGUGAUAUGAUUCUCUCAUUCAGCUUGGCAAGGCGUGAAAAUGAAUCCUACCCAUGCGGCUGGUUUGGGGUUCUCACUUUCAUUGUAAUCAUUAUCGUGAUUGCUUUUGUUUUUCCACAAGAUUUUCUUUCUGAAGUUAGGGACAAAGGAGCCAUGAAGGAGCUCCAAGUCUGCACCUGCAGAUGGAGGCAUGGGUUUUCAGGGACACACUCUGUCACUCUUAAGAGGUCACAGCCAUGGCAUGGCUCAAUAAGAUCCUAUCCCCUAUCUCCUUUAUUCUCUGAGCUUUUUGGAGAACAGAUGACACUUGGGUGAAGUAAGCUCAACUUGGGGAGCAAGAGGAGCUUUAUUUGCUUGCAAUGAAAUCAAGUCAAAACAAGCAGUUGUCCUCCUUGUCCACAUCUUUCCAUUGUACAGGUCUUGUUUCAGUGUUUCAUGUGCAUCAUCCUGCAGAAAGCCCCACCAAAUGGGUGCUUGUGGGACAAACGUUGAUAUAGUAUAUGAUGGCAAAGAGGAGCUGGGCAAACAAAGGGGAUACACAUGCCUUCUCAAAUGUCUUUGGCUUUGCUCGUGAGGCAGGAGAGAAGAGGUGUCCAAUCAGUGAGAUCUUUAAGGGAAAAAAUUAUACAGCUUUGCAAAUGUCAGUGUUUCUGCAAAAUGUCAGCUGUACCACCCCCUUGUUUCCUUAUGCACUACACUAAGAGGGCUGACUAUAUUUCUUGAAAUAUUGCAAGCAUUUAGAGAUUUAUUCAAGAAUAAGGGGAUUCUUCCACCUCUCCUGGUCCUUGAGCCAAACUUGAAAGAAUUUUCACAAGAUAGGAACUGGAACUCCUCAUUUCUCCCAUGUUCCUGCUUGUUUUUAAACCUCAUGAAGCUCCUGAUUUCCAGCUUGUGGGGUGUCGUCCCCCCUGCCCCCCCGGCAAGAAGAAUCUUAGUCACUGUGAUCCCAUGGACUGUAGGUUUAUAGACAAGGAGACUGACAUGCCCUAUGGACCUUUUCCCAGUGGAUUUUGAAAGGAUCUGGCUUUAAAACACACAAACACAAAUAAACACACGUAUGACAUCACCACACAACUGCCCACAGAAUUUUAGGCUUUCUGCAUUGACAUGAAUACAUUUUCUAAGGGGAAAAAUAAAAAAUAACCUGUUUAAUUUUAAACACAUUUUUUUAAGAAAAAUGAACUAAAAAAGAAACAGUGUUCGUGUCAAGUUAUGUUGGCAGUUGCCAGUGGAAAUAUUGGGUUGGUUUAAAAAAAAAAAUAAAAGCUCUACUUAUAUCUCUCUACAUACAGGUUGCUUUUCUCUGUGUUUCUUCAGUAAAUGGUCCAAGAUUCUAGCCUGGUCUCUUCUGAAGCAGAUGUGACUGAAGAGAAGGUGCAAUUUCCUUUCACACUCAGGCACCAGUGAACCAGACAUGGUACUUUUUUAAACAAAAAUAUUUCAGGGAAAUGCCACCUAACAAAACCUGGACUUUAAGAAUCUCGAGUAUAUGAGUGGUAAGAGCUCAGAUGAUAAAGAGGAAGGAGCUUUUUGUUUUAGAAAGGAAGAAUGGAAUGGGAUUCCAGCUAGGAAAACAGUGUUCACAAUUAUUUACAAGAAACAUGUGUUCAACAUCUACCAUUCAUUUAGCAACCAUGUUUUGCACACCUUGUAGGUAUUGAGCUGCAUUCUGGUAACACAAACAAGAAUAAGAUAUAGUUCUUGACCACCAGAAAUUCCUGGUGUGUGUGUGUGGAGGGGUAAAACUUGUUUUAAUCAGUGCUGUUUGAGAUAUAAGAGACAAACCAAUUAAAGCAGUUGAAAAAUGAGGGGGCGGUACUGUGAUGGCCUGACAGGGAAAUCCGGCACAGGGGUCUGAAAGCCCUCGGGAGCCAAGACCAU